GUCGGUAAAUACACCGUCACAUUUCUUCUGAACAGAUCACCAAAUCAUCAGUCAUCUCACAUCUGCACGUAUUUUGGAAGAAAGAUAAAUCUUACACUAAAAAAUUUACAUGUUCUCAAAUCAAUAUUCUCGAUCGACAUUAAUGGCGGAUUCUCACUGAUUAAGCUGAAGAGAGAGAAAGCGAUAGAGAGAGAUAGAGGUAGACGACGAUGAUGGAUGUAGAAAGAUCAUCGCUGUGCAAUUGUGUGGUGAACUUCUUGUUAGAAGAGAACUACUUGUUGACAGCUUUCGAGCUUCUUCACGAGCUUCUUGAUGAUGGCAGAGAUGCUCUCGCUAUUCGCCUUAAGGAGUUCUUCGCUGAUCCUUCUCAAUUUCCUCCUGAUCAAAUCUCUCGCUUCAAUUCUCUUCGAGUUGCGGACCCUCAAACCUUGCUGGAAGAGAAACAAGCGCUACAAGAAAGAUUGGCACUGUGCGAGUAUGAACUUCGCUUAGCUCAAGAAGAUGUUUCAAAAGUGAAAGAAGAAUUGCAAAAGAAAACAGAACUGCCGUUGCUUGAAACGAACAUUUGCACUGGGCUUGGGACGUCUGCAGGUACUUAUGGAAAUGUUUCCUUGGACCCCCCUUGUGGUAUAAGAAGACAGAAAAAAGACACCACAUUGUCGAACUUGGGUCCUGUGAAGGAUAUUGAAAGACAAGAUCUGAACUGUGCUGUGAAAGAAUACUUACUAUUGGCAGGGUAUCGUCUGACUGCGAUGACAUUUUAUGAAGAGGUGACAGACCAAAAUCUGGAUGCUUGGCCUAACUCAGCUGCAUGUGUGCCAGAUGCUUUACGUCAUUAUUAUUACCAGUAUCUUUCGUCUACUGAAGAGGCAGCUGAGGAGAAAAUUGCCAUGCUUAGGGAGAAAGAGUCCUUGUUGAAGGAAAAUGAGGAACUGCACAAUGAGAAGGAUUGCUUGCUGAGGAACAAAGAAGUAGUUGAUGGUCAAAUAACAGCUUUAUCAAGAUCUAUAGAUAGCUUACAGAAGGAUGUGAAGGAGAAGGAAAUUUUGGUUCAACAGAUGAAGCAAUUGGCUGAGAACCAAAGAAAGGAACUUAACGAUUGCAGAUCUGAGAUAACUUCACUUAAAAUGCACAUUGAAAAUUUCCUAUCUGGAAGAGUUCAGUCGGCGAUUUACACUGAUCAAACUCAGUCACUUUCCUCGGGAAGCCUCAUGAAAGACUUUGAUUCCAUAACGGUGGAGGCAGGAGAUGCAAACACCUCCAUUACCAGUAACAUUGCUGAUUCUACUAUUUCCGAGGAGGUUGUGCAGAAAGAGGUCAAUGCUGAAAUUUCUCAAGAUGGACCAGCGUUAUCUAUUCCACUCCAUAGGGAAUCCGAUGUUGAGGUUCAGAAAAAUGAAAAUGCACAGUCCCAUACAGCUGAGAUGCUCAAUGGCGAAGUGAAUGAAGCCUCAGAAAACUUGCCUGAGUCAGUACUCAGUAAUGUCCAUGAAGAUGGUAGUAAUGGAAACCAGACAGAUGCUGACAUUCUUGGGGAUAAACAUCAGGUUCUCGAUAGCAGCCGUUUCCUAAAAGCAGAGAACACAAAUAUAGCACCCGCUUCAGACAAGAUGGGUUUGGAGACAAUCCAGAUUCUCUCGGAUGCGCUUCCUAAAAUUGUUCCUUGUGUUCUUAUAAAAAAUCGAGAGGAGCUUCUCCCCUUGAUAAUGUGUGCAAUCGAGCGCCAUCCUGAUAGUACAACACGUGACUCUUUGACCCAUCUACUGUUUAAUUUAAUUAAACGUCCAGAUGAGCAACAAAGAAGAAUAAUAAUGAAUGCUUGUGUUAAUCUCGCUAAGAAUGUUGGAGAGAUGAGAACAGAGACAGAAUUGCUUCCCCAAUGCUGGGAACAGAUCAAUCACAUGCAUGAGGAGCGUAGGCUGCUUGUUGCUCAAUCAUGUGGAGAGCUUGCAGGAUUUGUUCGCCCUGAGAUCCGUGAUUCUCUGAUUCUAUCUAUUGUGCAACAAUUGAUAGAGGACUCUGCAACUGUUGUUCGUGAAGCUGCCGCUCAUAAUCUGGCAUUGUUGCUUCCGCUCUUUCCCGAUAUGGAGAAAUAUUUCAAGGUGGAGGAACUCGUGUUCCAAUUAGUCUGGGAUCCGGCUGGAGCAGUUGUGGAUGCUGCACUAAAAAAUUUGGUUCCUGCUUUGGUCAAAUGGGGAAACAAGUUGGAUCACGUAUUGAGUUUGUUGCUCUCACAUAUCUUGAACUAUGCCCAGCGCUGCCCACCACUUUCAGGGGUUGAAGGUUCUCUUGAGUCGCAUUUACGGGUUUUAGGUGAACGUGAGCGUUGGAGCAUAGAUGUUCUACUAAGAAUGUUGUCACAAUUGCUUCCAUAUGUGAACCACAAAGCAGUUGAGACUUGCCCAUUUUCUGCUGCUUCAGAAUCAGCGGGGACAAUUUUUUCCAAAUCUCUGCUGCAACUAUAUGCUAGGGGACAAGUGGAAUGGUCUGCAUUUGAGUGGAUGCACAAGGAGUGUCUUCCAAGUUUGAUUCAGCUUGCCUGCUUUUUACCCCAAAAGGAAGAUAAUCUAAGAAAUCGGAUCACGAAGUUCCUGUUAGCUGUAUCUGAACAAUAUGGAGAUUGUUACCUGACUCACAUAAUGCUGCCGAUAUUCUUGAUAUCGAUUGGUGACAAUGCUGAUCUUACAUACUUUCCGACAACUGUUCAAUCGAAGAUUGAAGGUCUGAAACCUAACAUCUCAGUGAUGGAGAGACUUGCUACCAUGUGUGUCAUGCCACUGUUAUUGGCUGGUGUUCUAGGUGCUCCUAGCAAGCGUGAGCAAUUGGCAGAAUAUCUGCAAAAGCUCUUAGUUCAAGAUACUUCAAAUGAACCUCAGAGAUGCCAUGCUGAAAUAGUUAAUGCUGUCCGCUUUCUCUGCACGUUCUCGGAGCACCAUAGCAUGAUAUUCAAUAUAUUAUGGGAGAUGGUUGUUAGUUCCAACAUAGAUAUGAAAAUCAGUGCUGCGAAUCUCCUGCGAGUCUUGGUUCCAUAUAUUGAUUCAAAACUGGUCUCUACUCAUCUGCUGCCGGCCCUUGUCACACUGGGUUCUGACCAAAACCUGAGUGUUAAGUAUGCCAGCAUAGAUGCAUUUGGGUCUGUAGCUCAGCAUUUUAAGAAUGAUAUGAUUGCCGACAAAAUAUGCAUACAAAUGGAUACUUUCUUGGAGGAUGGAUCUCAAGAAGCAACCAUCGCUGUGGUCCGUGCAUUAGUGAUUGCUGUACCACAUACGACAGAUAAACUUAGAGAUUAUCUUCUGUCUAAGAUACUCCAUUUCACAGCAUCACCUACUCCUACAAGUGAUGUCAUGCGUCGUCGUGAAAGAGCCGAUGCUUUUUGCGAGGCAAUUCGUGCUCUAGAUGCUACAGAUCUUUCUGCUGCAAGUAUCAGGGACUUCCUUUUACCUGCUAUUCAGAACCUACUCAAGGACCAUGAUUCACUUGAUCCUGCGCACAAGGAGGCAUUAGAAAUCAUAAUGAAGGAAAGAUCCGGUGGGACCUUCGACGCCAUCAGUAAGGCAAUGGGUGCUCAUCUUGGAAUUGCUUCAUCAGUUACCAGCCUAUUUGGUGAAGGUGGAUUGCUCGGCAAGAAAGAAGCUCUAGAUUCUGCUGCGGAACUAAGUGAACCCCCUCAGCCAGCGCCACCUCCAGCGGCAGAAGACACGAGAUUCAAACGCAUCAUGAGGGGCAAUUUCACUGACAUGCUUCGGGGUAAAUCCAAGAUUCAGGACGAGAAUGUGCCAUCUCAAUGAUGUUAUGGAUACAUUGUGCAACAGCUUCAUGUUCGAGGUGACGUGCUUUCUGAUGCCUUAUAAAGCUUUUCUUGCCAUCAUUUUUUUUUCUUAGUAUUGUUCGUACUCUUGAUUUAUAUGUAAAUUUUUCUUAUGAAAGAUUUAGCACAUGCAAUUGAUAGAAUAGGAGUAUAUCUUCUUCUUUUCCCUAUUUUUGUUUAUCUUUUGGUUAAUAUUAGGAGUGUAUCAUUUGCAGAAAUAUGAUCUUACAGUUUUGCAGCA
Beta vulgaris subsp. vulgaris (sugar beet) is the source of this 4049-nucleotide messenger RNA. RefSeq lists its product as uncharacterized. Gene Ontology annotation, biological process: intracellular cholesterol transport. Gene Ontology annotation, cellular component: recycling endosome; trans-Golgi network. The transcript is spliced from 20 exons. The record is from RefSeq and is a predicted model, not a curated record. Gene Ontology annotation, molecular function: protein binding. The coding region runs from base 210 to 3788 and encodes 1192 amino acids. NCBI's taxonomy places the organism in Eukaryota, Viridiplantae, Streptophyta, Magnoliopsida, Caryophyllales, Amaranthaceae.